Messenger RNA from Aureobasidium melanogenum CBS 110374, 1386 nucleotides. RefSeq lists its product as uncharacterized. The record is from RefSeq and is a predicted model, not a curated record. The coding region runs from base 1 to 1386 and encodes 461 amino acids. Lineage: Eukaryota; Fungi; Ascomycota; Dothideomycetes; Dothideales; Saccotheciaceae. The transcript is spliced from 4 exons.
AUGCUCUUGUCGUGCUGGGCGUGGUCUGCAGUUUUGCUUUUCAUCUUCCGUUAUCUGCGCCUUGUUGUUAACUUGAUUUCCAAUUGGACAUAUAAACCCGUUCCCAUCCCCGAAACGCCAUCCUACACCAACAAAGAUGUCACUGUCAUCAUCCCGACCAUUGAAGGCGAAGGGGAAACCCUCUGCCGCACCAUCAAGACGUGUUUGGCGACACAGCCUCUCGAGAUCAUCAUUGUCACCAUCGAUGCUAGCAUAAAAAGAGCCGAAAGAACUGUUGCUACUUUCAACAGCAGUAAGAUUCGCAUACUGAGCGUUGCAAAGGCCAACAAGCGCAGCCAAAUGUGCGCGGCUAUUCCUGAAGUCAUGACCAAGAUCACCAUCUUUGCGGAUGAUGAUGUGAUCUGGCCUCAAACCAUUCUCCCAUGGAUAUUAGCUCCCUUCGAGAACGACGACAUGGGCGGUGUUGGAACAUCACAGCGUCUGAUGCGUCCCAGAAAGACUACUAUCUGGAGCUUUCUUGGUUCUCUUUACCUCGAGAGACGCAAUUUCGAUUGCUCUGCAUGCCUCAACAUCGAUGGUGGACUGCCUUGUCUCUCAGGUAGAACAGUCGCAUAUCGUACCUGCAUCCUUCAAGACGAAGCUUUUACCUAUGGUUUCACGAAUGAGACUUGGAGAAACUUCCAACUCAAUGCCGACGACGACAACUUCAUCACUCGCUGGAUGUAUGCACGUGGCUGGAGGAUUGCCAUGCAAUAUCACAAGGCUUGUGAGGUACAAACCACCCUUGAGGACAGCCCGAAGUACCUGAAACAAUGUCUUCGUUGGGUACGAAGCAAUUGGAGGAGUAAUCUGACGAGUAUGUUCGUUGAAAGACAUUAUUGGAGGUCAACGCCCUGGACAACUUAUGCAGUGCUCCAAACCACUCUGACCGCUUGGGCUUUCACGGAUUUUUUAAUAUUCUUUCUCUUCUACAAAGCUACUGAGGAUUUGCCAGCAGGCACUAGACAGAAGAUUCUGAGUGGCAUUGGUGUUUGGAUCUUUGUUUUUGCAAAGUCAAUCAAGCUUUAUGGUCAUUGGAUUCGCUAUCCCGCUGAUCUGUUGAUGUUGCCUUGCUCGAUCUUGUUUGGUCAUGUGCAUGGAUUCAUAAAGCUUGCAGGACUGUUGACACUCUCUGCUACCUCCUGGGGAAGUCGUGACGGUGCAGACGAGGACAACCAUUACAGAAUGAUCAAGCUUCCACCAUACGAUACUGACGACCUAGAAGCAUCCCUCCCAUUGGCUCCAAAUUCUGCCUCUACUCUAACAAUGACACAACAACCCCCUCCCUACAAGAGAUACGAGCUUGAUGAGACAUGCCCGUUGCAGGGCCACUACAGCCACGACUAA